AUGUUGUUGUCGUUUCAAUGAGCAAGGCAGAGGCAGCAAACCUGAUAUGGACAGUGAUGGUGCAGAGAUGGCAGGAACAGUGGAAUAGAGAUACGAAGGGCAGGCAUUUAUUUCAAGUACAGAGGCGGGGAGGGGAGGACGCACAUUUAUAAUUCUAACAGUUUUUUUGUUGGCAGUGUAUUUAAUUGUCUUAAAAUAUAGUUCAAUUUCUUUUUGCAAGGGAAGAAUAAGAAUAACCAAGCAAGAACCGUGGUCAGACUAAUGGAAGGCGUGUCUUGUCACGGCAGACGAAUCAGGGGUUGGUUUACUAGUGCCUAUCUCGAUAGCUUUGUCAAGUUAGCUAACAGCAGCUCACGUCUGUCGACAGCAUGUCCAUUCAACACUUAGGGAAACAGGCAACAUGCCAUGAAAUCCCAUCAAAUUCACAACGCAGAUAGAUACCCUUUAUAGCUACGCUAUAAACUAGAGGUGGUCAGGAUGGGGGAGCGGCCUGUUGUUACCCCCUCAGCUGGGAUCACUCCAGUGCAGCAGAUGCUGGCCUCUGGCACUGGGGCGCUGCUCACAUCAGUGUUCGUCACACCACUGGACGUGGUGAAGAUAAGGCUGCAGGCCCAGCAAACACCAUUCUAUCAAGCUUUAGCUGCUGACUCUGCUUCAUGGAGUGGUGUAAUCCGCCCCUCCAAAUGGAAGUGCUUCCUGUAUUGUAAUGGCCUGAUGGAUCACAUCUAUGUGUGUCAGUAUGGGGCCAGCUGCACCAGCUGGUACAAAACACCAACCCACUUCAGUGGCACCCUGGACGCUUUUGUGAAGAUCACGCGCAACGAGGGGGUCAGGUCUCUGUGGAGCGGGCUGCCUCCCACACUGGUGAUGGCGGUGCCUGCCACGGUCAUCUACUUCACCUGCUAUGACCAGCUCAGAGACUUAUUGCGCUAUGGCAUGGGGUUCCAAGGCAACUACAUCCCCCUGGUGGCAGGGGGUCUCGCUAGACUGGGAGCAGUGAGUGUGAUCAGCCCAUUAGAGCUGGUGCGUACCAAGAUGCAGUCCCAGAAGCUGACCUACAGCGAGCUGAGGGUGUGUAUCCGCUCUAGUGUUGCCCAGGAUGGCUGGCUGUCCCUGUGGAGGGGCUGGGGACCCACCGUCCUACGAGACGUCCCCUUCUCAGCCCUGUACUGGUUCAACUAUGAGCUGGUGAAGGCCCAGCUGUGUGAUCAGUACGAUGUGUCUCAGGCCACCUUCUCCAUCAGCUUCACAGCAGGGGCCUUCUCUGGAGCUGUGGCUGCCAUCAUGACCCUACCUUUUGACGUGGUAAAGACGCGAAGACAGAUCCAACUGGGAGAGAUGGAGACACUGGGAGUCCCUGUGAAGAAUCACACAUCCACAUGGCAUAUCAUGAGGGGAAUUUGGGCUGAAUCGGGAUACAGGGGGCUCUUUGCAGGUUUCCUACCCAGGGUGAUCAAAGUGGCCCCAGCCUGUGCUGUCAUGAUCAGCACCUAUGAGUUUGGGAAGAUCUUCUUCCAGAAGAUGAACCUUGACCGGGAGCAACAGGCCUGCUGAGGGGCUGUGUGUGUGGAGAAGCAGGGUUGGCUGCCUUCUUCUGGGGCAGAAUGGGAAGAGACUAUUAGCAGCUGCCAAUGCACUGCAAGCUGUGCAAGACUGCUCCUGGUUAAGACUUUGCACCUAGAAACCUGAGCUUCAAAUCACCCUGGAGGAGUCUCUGUCUCUCAAUUCAGACAAAGGCAAAGACAUGAGGAAUGGGCUUUUUUUGUCUGUUUUCUAGCCCUUUCUAUUGGCCCACAGGGAGGCUACUCCUACAACUGUGAACACUGUCAUACGUGUAUCCAUGAAUGUGUCCAUUAGUUAAAUUCAGAACUGUGGGGGAAUGGCCCUGUGACCUAAGGCUUAUUCAGACUUUAGCAUGCUUUCCUUGCACGCUAAAAGGUGUUCAUCUUUGCUAGUACAGCCCCCUGCUGUUCAUACCUGGGAGAACACUUCUAACAACAACCCUAAAAAAACUGCAUGCAAAGUAAUCCAUUCAAUCAAGACCUUCCCUUCAACUACUAGCCCAGACCAAAUGCAUGGCUGAGCUGGGAUGAGUGGAUAUUCUUAAUGUAGCAUUCUCAUAUUGAUUUGUCAUCUGACCAAUGAUAGCCUACUAUUCAAUGUCCAUUUUUGUGAUGGGAAUAAACACAAUACUUAUGUAGGUGGGUUACCAUGGCUCAUUCCCCUAGGAUGAGAACUGGGUUUUAUGAGUUAAUUUGGUACAUGUUAUUCAAUCAAAUUAAAUACUUCAGACAAAACAGCUGACAAAUUGAUUAUGCUAUCUAAAAGGGGUUGACAUACUUUGUUUUUUUUACAUGAUUGAAUGUAUGCAGGUUUUCUGUUGAUCCAUUUCAGAACUGGGCUGAGUCAAUAUAGUUUUUUGAAGAAGGUUAAUUUGAAUUUUUUUCAGCAUUUCAGAAAGAUCUGGAGUUCUAACUAGGCUACUGAACUGAGUUGUUGCCUUGAUCUUAAAUUUGUGUGUUUAUUAUUUCUUGUGUACCUUACAUGGAUGUAUAGAAUGUUUUAUAUGCUGUGACUGGUUUUACAAGUUUUUUUUAUUCAGUCAGAGGGAUACAGAUCAUCUAACAGAAUGCCUAAUUGGAUUCAAAGACAUUUAAAAAAAAUUAAAUAAUAAUAAUCGACUUUAUUUAACCAGGUAGGCUAGUUGAGAACAAGUUGAGAUGGACAGUUGUAAAAUAAAAAAGGUGUUGCACCAAU
Molecule: messenger RNA, 2757 nt
Organism: Salvelinus namaycush (lake trout)
Lineage: Eukaryota; Metazoa; Chordata; Actinopteri; Salmoniformes; Salmonidae
Product: solute carrier family 25 member 39-like
Exons: 12
Coding region: 478-1554 (358 amino acids)
Biological process (GO): mitochondrial transmembrane transport
Source: RefSeq, a predicted model, not a curated record